Molecule: messenger RNA, 633 nt
Organism: Cooperia oncophora
Lineage: Eukaryota; Metazoa; Nematoda; Chromadorea; Rhabditida; Trichostrongylidae
Source: the annotation of a GenBank genome assembly
AUGGACUUCUUUCGGGUGUGUGGUAUGGAACAGCAUGUCAAGCAGCCCACUCACAAUGGAAAUGUCCUCGAUCUUAUACUUUCAACGUCUCACAAUAUCUUGGACGUUUCGGUCUUACCUCCGCUCGCUACAUCAGACCAUAACCCCCCUUGUGAUUUUCCCAGACCUGAUUUCUUGAACACUGACUUUACUGCCCUCAACAAUUAUUUCCUAAGCAUAGACUGGUGGGCUCUCCUUGAUCAGUAUUCCUCUAUGGAUGACAUAUACCAGAGGUUCUGUAGGGUGGUGUACAAUGGGCUUGCGCAUACCUGUUCUCUACGGGAAAGUGUGCUCUGUCUUGAACCAUCAUCGGAGGAAGUUCCUCACUAUGAGCGCCGGCUUGGAUCCCAAGCUUCACUGCGACGGCUCUUUCACUAUUUUCGGCAGAAGCUGAAGCCGAACCACCUCCUCCCUACACUUGCUGACCAAACGGUAUAUUCACGUCCAAACUUCUCUCAUGAGUGGGAUCUCUCCCACUUCCCUCAUGUCGCUGAUAGCCUCACAGAUUUCUUCUUUGAUCCUGGUGCUGCUUCUACCUUCCUGAAGAAGCUUCGCCUCUCAACUAGUGAGCCUUACGAUGGGAUCCCUCAGAUA